Messenger RNA from Amoebophrya sp. A120, 801 nucleotides. The record is from the annotation of a GenBank genome assembly. Lineage: Eukaryota; Dinophyceae; Syndiniales; Amoebophryaceae.
CUCCUGUUGACCACAGGAUCAAGAAUCUGCAACCAGCAGCAGAGAUGGAGUCUUUUCGCGCCUUGGAAGAAAAGUUCCUUACCCCGAUCAAAGACGACGUUUUCUCGUGCCUCAAUUACGUUUUGGAGAAACAAAAUAAAGCGAGAGAGAAUCAUCAUCUUCAAGAAGAUUCUUCUGCAAUAAAUCACCAGCCUUUGUUGGGAAAGAAGCGGGGAAAGGCGAAGAAAAAAGAAAAGCAAAGGAACAACGCGAUGACAAGUUCCGCUGGUGUGGCGGUAGAAGUGGAAGAUGGACACAAUUCAACACAAGAAACCCACCUCUGGUUCCGGACGCACUGUCGAGCGGAGACCUUGCAGAAGCGAGUCUAUGCGUUGGUGCAACAAUUUCGACAGAGGUAUCUGCUGCACUUCCCAGAAACGUCUGACUUAGGGAAUUCCGAACGGUAUCCGAAAAUCGCGGAAGUGCUGGAGCUGCCAAUCGAGGAGGAAGGUAGUGGCAUCGUUGGAGAUGUUAUUUCUGAUACAGCGUUUGUAUUUGAAGUAGCGCAAGAGAAAUCGCGGCAAGUCAACAGCUUUUUGCACCCUUUAGCGGAGCUUUUCACCGCGAAGGAAGCGUUUUUACAGGAAGGCAGAUUGGAAUCAUUUUUAGACAAGAGACAGUACCCCUAUGCAGCACAACCUCUGCUAGAAUCGGUGAAACAGUCGUACUCAGCACAAGAUGAAUUAUGGGCAGACGCUGAGCAAGAAGAAAAGAGUAGCAACGACCGGAAGAGUUCUUUGCUAAGCUCUUUCGACCUUGCCA